ACCCCGGGAUGAACCACAAGAGCAAGAAGCGCAUCAAGGAGGCCAAGCGGAGUGCCCGGCCCGAGCUAAAGGACUCGCAGGACUGGAGCCGGCAUAAUUACAUUGAGGUGUACCGGCUGAGCCCCAGCAGUGUGCCGGAUAAUGUAGAGCGUGCUGAUGCUACCCAGAUCAGCCUUGAAGAAUUUAUUGAACGCUAUGAGAAACCUUACAAGCCAGUAGUCAUUGUCAAUGCUCAGCUCGGUUGGCCAGCUCAAGAGAAAUGGACCAUAGAAAGGCUGAAACGAAAGUAUCGCAACCAGAAGUUCAAGUGUGGGGAGGAUAACGAUGGUUAUUCUGUGAAGAUGAAGAUGAAAUAUUACAUAGAUUACAUGGAGAGUACACAGGAUGACAGCCCGCUGUACAUCUUUGACAGCAGUUAUGGAGAACACCCCAAGAGGAAGAAACUACUGGAUGACUAUGAAGUGCCAAAGUAUUUUACGGAUGACCUCUUCCAGUUCGCGGGCGAGAAGCGCAGACCGCCAUACAGGUGGUUUGUGAUGGGUCCUCCUCGCUCUGGAACAGGAAUUCACAUUGAUCCUCUGGGAACUAGUGCCUGGAAUGCCCUGGUCCAUGGCCACAAGCGUUGGUGCCUCUUUCCCACCAAUACCCCACGUGAACUGAUCAAAGUGACACGGGAUGAUGGUGGCAACCAGCAAGAUGAGGCCAUCACUUGGUUUAAUGUCAUCUACCCACGCACAUUGCUUCCUACAUGGCCUGCUGAGUUCAAACCCCUUGAGAUCCUACAGAAGCCCGGGGAGACUGUAUUUGUGCCAGGUGGUUGGUGGCAUGUUGUACUGAACCUGGACACCGCUAUCGCUAUUACCCAAAACUUUGCCAGCUGCACCAAUUUCCCUGUUGUGUGGCACAAGACAGUGAGAGGGCGGCCUAAACUUUCAAGAAAAUGGUACAGAAUCUUGAAGCAAGAACGUCCUGAGCUGGCAGCUCUGGCAGAUACGGUGGAUUUGCAGGAAUCGACAGGGAUUGCUUCUGACUCUUCAAGUGAUUCCUCGAGUUCCUCUUCCUCAAGUUCUUCUGAAUCCGGUUCGGAGGAUGACUCGAGCUCUGGAGCAGAGACUAUGGCUCACAGAAAAAAGAAGAGAAGAACAUGUGGGAUGGGCAACGGAGACAGCACCACGCAGGACGACUGUGUGAGCAAAGAACGCAGCUCGUCCAGGUGAUAUAGACAGCAUGGUUUCAUAAACACUGGAGCCGAGACAGCUCCUGAUCUCACAGGGAAGCGUUCUCAAAUGGGACUUUGCUGCUGCUGGAGUCGUGCAGAGAAAUUUACUGUGCCACCAUUUUUUAUGAAUCAUGGAGACCUCAAAUCCACCAAUUCUUUGUUUUAGCCAUUGUUUUUCAUGCCGUAAUUAGGAGAUUGAGAGGCUGAUGAGUUAGAUAGUUGUGAUCAAUUGUACACUGAUAAUGCUGCAGUUUUAAACCUUGGACAUCAACCACAUCUGCCUAAAGAAAAUACAGUGCAUGACGGUAUGUGUGGCCUUCCCAGAGUGGAAAUGAAGAUCGUUUAUAUUAUGAAUAAAACUACCG
This is a messenger RNA of Nanorana parkeri, 1584 nucleotides long. It is a transcript of the gene JMJD6, whose product is annotated as arginine demethylase and lysine hydroxylase. Gene Ontology annotation, cellular component: nucleus; cytoplasm. The coding region runs from base 9 to 1217 and encodes 402 amino acids. Lineage: Eukaryota; Metazoa; Chordata; Amphibia; Anura; Dicroglossidae. The record is from RefSeq and is a predicted model, not a curated record. Gene Ontology annotation, biological process: phagocytosis. Gene Ontology annotation, molecular function: histone H4R3 demethylase activity; P-TEFb complex binding. The transcript is spliced from 6 exons.